Molecule: messenger RNA, 1306 nt
Organism: Bombina bombina (fire-bellied toad)
Lineage: Eukaryota; Metazoa; Chordata; Amphibia; Anura; Bombinatoridae
Gene: ZCCHC17
Product: zinc finger CCHC-type containing 17
Exons: 8
Coding region: 99-815 (238 amino acids)
Biological process (GO): RNA stabilization
Molecular function (GO): RNA binding; zinc ion binding
Source: RefSeq, a predicted model, not a curated record
GGAUAGGGGCGGGGAAUAAAAUAUGGCGGCUGGUGUAAGACUGCUGCAGUGUAUGUACUUGCACAAAUAAAUGUAUCAGUUUUAUACUACACCAAGCCAUGGAACGCUUGCCAGAACUAUAUGAAAUCUUUCAAGGAGAGGUUGCUAACGUAACUGAUUAUGGAGCAUUUAUUAAAAUCCCAGGCUGCCGAAAGCAAGGUCUUGUCCAUAGGACACACAUGUCAGCUACCCGGGUGGACAACCCCUCAGAGAUGGUGGAUGUUGGAGAGAAAGUUUGGGUGAAAGUUAUUUCACGUGAGACAAAAGAUGGAAAGGAGAAAAUAUCCCUGUCAAUGAAGGUCGUCAACCAAGGAACUGGUAAAGAUUUGGAUUCUAACAAUGUGGUGUUGGAACAAGAUGAGAGGAAGAGAAGGGAAUUUAAAGACUAUAGCAAGCAGAAGAUCACACUAGAGGCUGUGCUAAACACAGUGUGCAAGAAAUGCGGAUGCAAAGGUCAUUUUGCCCAGGAUUGUUUUAUGCAACCUGGAGGAACAGUAUAUGAUUUGGUACCAGAUGAAGAAGACGAUGACUUUAGGGGGGAUAAGGGACAAACUGAACAUCGUUCUGCUAAAAAGAAAAAAAAGGAAAAAGAGAAGAAAAGAAAGAAGCGCGAGAAAGAGAAACAAGACUCUUCCAGUUCAGACAGCUCAGCGGGUUCUGACUCAGAUAGUUCUGACUCUGGACCAUCUAGGAAAAAAGGGAGACAGGAAGAAAAGAACCGGAAGACAGCAAAGAAAAAGAAGAGGAAACACAAGAAACGCAAACACAGAGACUGAGAACCAGCCCAGUGGGAGCUUCACCGUGUCUACUCUGCCAGAAGAUGCAGCAUUGUUUACCAUUGUGGCUGCUGCUUGCAGAUCUAGCUUUAAAGAAAUGUCCCCAACAUAUUUGUUUUCUGACACACGCUUUAAGCUAAAUCAAUGCUGUGUCAAUAUUCUGUUGUUAUGCCAGCAUAAGUAUGAGAAAAUAACUUAUUUGUUAGGGAAAAAAGAGGAAGUGUAUGUUUGUGCACAACUUGUCCCACUGGCUGGUAUAGGCAGCUUUCUUACUGGCAUUCUUUUAAAUAAAUCCAAUUAAAAAAAGGCUUGUGUGUCAUGUUUUUUUUGUUUUUUUUAUAAACCCUAAAUCACAGGUAGAGGGAUGAAUGAAUUGUGUAACAAACUAUUAAACUUGGGGUGUUAAAUUCAAAAUUGAGCGCGGCAUGGAACUGCAAUUUCAUGAGAAUAUUUUUUUUCAAUAAAUAAUUCAGCUUUGUGUUGUCACAUUA